AUGGCCACUUCACCAUCCGAGGCACCCCCAAAAUCGACGCGCACCGAAACGAAGAAUCAGGCGAAUGAUGAUACGAGUUCGAUCACGGAUGAUGUCCGCGGAGCAGAAUACUAUCACGGACUUGUGCCGCGUACCGACGUCGAGCCGCUGCUGAAGAAGGACGGGGAUUUCCUGUUGAGGAAGACUGAACAUACCCCUGGCGUGAUCGUGCUGGCAAUUUCGGUUCGAGUGGGGACGGCGGUGCGUCACUUCAUGAUCAACCAAGAUCCCAGCGGAACAUUCUAUCUGGAGGGCCAUCACGAAAAGUCCAUCUCGGAACUCAUAAAUUGGCAUAGGACGACAAAGACCCCGCUGUCGGCCACCUCAAAUGCCGUGCUGAAGCGACCGGUGGAGAGGACGGCCUGGCUGCUCAACCACGAUUCCAUCACACUCGUCAAGAAGCUUGGAGAGGGUGCUUUUGGGGAGGUAUUUCUGGCUGAAUACGCGAUGGGUAAGGACAAGCAAGAGGUGGCGGUGAAGACGAUGCGCACCGAGGUGACCCGCGAGGCUCGCCUCAGAUUCAUGAAGGAGGCCCGCCUGAUGAGAAAGUACAGCCAUAAACAUGUCGUCAAGAUUCUUGGUGUGGCGGUGCACGAGCACCCGUUGAUGCUUGUGAUGGAGGUGUGCCCUGGGGGUUCUCUACUCUCCUACCUGCGAAAGAAUAAGGGCAAAAUGGAUGGUGCCAUCAAGAUUCGAUUCGCUACGGAAGCGGCCGACGGACUGUGGUACCUCGAGAAGCAGUGCUGCAUCCAUCGUGACAUUGCCGCCCGGAACUGUCUCCUCAGCGGCAAGGCGGAGGUCAAGAUCUCCGAUUUCGGGAUGUCGGACGACAAGAAGAUUGUACACGACGACACCCUGGACAAGGUGCCCGUCAAGUGGACUGCCCCCCCGAGUGUCGCCAAGCUCAUCUACCAGUGCUGGGAGAAAGAAUCGAAGGCUCGCCCCGAGAUGGGCAAGAUCUAUCGCUCCCUCAAGGAGAUCAAGGAACGAUCUACCCGCCAA
Messenger RNA from Mesorhabditis spiculigera, 1041 nucleotides. NCBI's taxonomy places the organism in Eukaryota, Metazoa, Nematoda, Chromadorea, Rhabditida, Rhabditidae. The record is from the annotation of a GenBank genome assembly.